Molecule: messenger RNA, 1662 nt
Organism: Carassius carassius (crucian carp)
Lineage: Eukaryota; Metazoa; Chordata; Actinopteri; Cypriniformes; Cyprinidae
Product: protein tyrosine phosphatase type IVA 1
Exons: 5
Coding region: 30-551 (173 amino acids)
Biological process (GO): protein dephosphorylation
Cellular component (GO): nucleus
Molecular function (GO): protein tyrosine/serine/threonine phosphatase activity; protein tyrosine phosphatase activity
Source: RefSeq, a predicted model, not a curated record
GAUUUUUGAGCUAUUUUGAAAACUCAAAAAUGGCUCGUAUGAAUAGACCUGCCCCAGUGGAGAUCACUUACAAAAACAUGAGAUUCCUCAUUACCCACAAUCCCACUAAUGCCACGCUUCACAAAUUCAUUGAGGAACUGAAGAAAUAUGGGGUAACAACAGUUGUUCGAGUGUGUGAGGCCACGUAUGAUACAAACCUGGUCGUUAAAGAGGGUAUUCAGGUUCUGGAUUGGCCCUUUGACGAUGGAGCUCCUCCUCCUAACCAGAUCGUUGAUGAUUGGCUAAAUCUUCUUCGGAUUAAAUUUAGGGAGGAGCCAGGCUGCUGUAUUGCCGUACAUUGUGUUGCAGGCCUUGGAAGAGCCCCAGUACUGGUUGCGCUGGCCCUGAUUGAGUGUGGGAUGAAAUACGAGGAUGCUGUUCAGUUCAUUCGACAAAAGCGCAGAGGAGCAUUUAACAGCAAGCAGCUCUUCUAUCUGGAAAAAUAUCGUCCCAAAAUGCGUCUUCGAUUCAAGGAUUCCAACGGCCACCGCAACAACUGCUGCAUUCAGUAAAAGCUUGCAUAUAAGACUUUCUCAAAUGUGUAAUGGGAGUUUGUAUCUAGCAUAAGUAGUUUGUUCUCUUAGUUGGUAACUGUGAAAAUACCGUUGCAAUAAUGAAAGGAAUAGUUUGCCCAAAAAUUUAAAUCAUUUACUUACCCUCAAGUUGUUUCAACCCUGUAUAAGUUUAUUUCUUCUGUUGAACACAAAUGAAGAUAUUUUGGAGAAGAAAAAAAAGAGAGGGAGAGAGAGAAUUUGAUGGUCCCCAUUGACUUCCAUAGUAUUUUUCUCCAAACUAUGGAAAUCAGUGGGGACUAUGAACUGUUUGGUUGCCUAUAUUCUUCAAAAUAUCUUCUUUUGUGUUCAACAGAAAAAAGAAACUUGUACAGGUUUGGAAUAACUUGAGGGUGCGAAAAUGACAGAAUUUUCAUUUUUGGGUGAACUAUCCUUUUUUAGCUUAUUUGGUUACAAGUGUCCCUCUUCCUUCUCUUUGUUUUAUGUAUUUCCUGUGGAGAAUCAAAAGGUAAAAUGUUUAAGUUUAUUUGGUUGGUGAAACAUUGUCAAAUCCCACCUCUGCCAAACACAUAGUAUGCUUUAUAGCCUAAACGGUUAAAUAAAAAAUAGUUUCAUUUUUUUUAUUGAUGAUUUCAGCCUAUCUGUAAUCGAUGCCUGUCUCCAAAAAUCUACAAUAAAUGCCUUGUUACAGCAGAAAGACACCGUCUGGUGGAGGAGUUCUCAGUGGCAUUUUAAAGAGGUUUCUCGAUGUCUUUUGCAGAAAAAAAAAUCAAGAAGACAGGAAUUUUUUUUUAGAAAAAUAAAAUCUCUUUACAUAAAUAUAUUGAAGGGUGUGCUUCUAGUUUUUGUUGUUUAUCCAAACUUUGUUUACCUAUUACUGCCAUGUCAAUAGUGUGAUGUUUGUGUUUUGGCUUAAAACUGGACCUCAAUGUCUGCAGUAUUUUUAUGCCUUUUUAUUUGAUAUAAUAACUUAAUAUUUCGAUACUUGAUUUAUGUGUGGUAUUUGAUUGUGUACUGUUAAAGCACCUAUUUAUAUCAAUGGAUAUGUGUUUUAGUAUAGUGAAAGACUAGUUGCUACAAGUUUACCAAUUUGAGAGUACAAUAAAGAUAA